This is a messenger RNA of Paracoccidioides brasiliensis Pb18, 1158 nucleotides long. RefSeq names its product septin CDC12. Gene Ontology annotation, cellular component: septin ring; cell division site; cytosol. Gene Ontology annotation, biological process: cytoskeleton-dependent cytokinesis. The record is from RefSeq and is a predicted model, not a curated record. The transcript has 7 exons. The coding region runs from base 1 to 1158 and encodes 385 amino acids. Gene Ontology annotation, molecular function: molecular adaptor activity; GTP binding; GTPase activity.
AUGGCUCCCCCAACAUCAGAGACGGCUUCUCCUAUUGGAAUUGCCAACCUCCCAAAUCAACGGCACAAAAUCGUCGCCAAACGGGGGGCUGCUUUCACUAUUAUGGUUGCUGGAGAGUCCGGAUUGGGCAAAACCACAUUCAUCAAUACCCUCUUCUCGACCACUAUCAAGAACUACGCCGACCACAAGCGUCGACAUGCCAAGCAGGUCGAUAAGACUGUGGAGAUUGAGAUUACAAAGGCUGAGCUGGAGGAGAAGUUUUUCAAAGUUCGAUUGACUGUCAUCGACACCCCCGGCUUUGGUGACUAUGUCAACAACCGCGACUCGUGGAUGCCCAUUAUCGAGUUCCUUGAUGACCAGCACGAAUCCUACAUGCUUCAGGAGCAGCAGCCCCGUCGUGUUGACAAGAUUGAUCUCCGGGUCCACGCCUGUCUGUACUUCAUCAGGCCCACUGGCCAUACCCUGAAACCUCUGGAUAUCGAGGUCAUGAAACGUCUUAGCUCCCGUGUCAAUUUGAUCCCAGUCGUUGCCAAAGCCGAUACUCUCAGCCCAUCCGACCUUGCCCGAUUCAAGCAGCGCAUCCGCGGGGUUAUCGAAGCACAAGGUAUUAAAAUCUAUCAGCCACCCGUUGAAGAGGACGAUGAGCACGCUGCUCAGCAUGCCCGUAGCUUAAUGGCUGCCAUGCCAUUCUCUGUCAUUGGCUCCGAGAAAGAUGUCAAGACCGGUGACGGCCGCAUCGUCAAAGGGCGACAGUAUGCUUGGGGUGUAGCUGAGGUCGAGAACGAAGAGCAUUGUGAUUUCAAGAAACUGCGUUCCAUUCUUAUCCGUACCCACAUGCUUGAUCUUAUCCACACUACCGAAGAAUCCCACUACGAGGCCUAUCGUGCCCUGCAAAUGGAGACCAGAAAGUUUGGCGAGGCACGUCCGAGGAAGCUUGACAACCCCAAGUUCAAGGAGGAAGAAGAGAACCUUAGAAAGCGGUUCACUGAACAAGUCAAAAUCGAAGAACAGCGAUUCAGACAGUGGGAGCAGAAGCUCAUCUCGGAGAGAGAUCGUCUCAACAAGGAUUUGGAAAGCACUCAUGCUGCUAUCAAGCAACUCGAGCAGGAGCUCGAGACAAUGCAGGGAUCUGCUGUUCGCAGUCAUGGUCGCCGUUAG